Messenger RNA from Linum trigynum, 2019 nucleotides. The record is from the annotation of a GenBank genome assembly. NCBI's taxonomy places the organism in Eukaryota, Viridiplantae, Streptophyta, Magnoliopsida, Malpighiales, Linaceae.
AAUACACAUGCUCUAUCCUAACUUGUCAAAAGACGAGCUUAUCGCAGUUUGAUUUCAGCUAUGCACAUGUAAUGUGGGUGUCAUAGUUUCUAUGAGCGUCUUAACUAUAAAUGAGUCUAUAUGAAAAACAUCUGAACACCCAUCAUAGAUCUCUAUUGAGAAAACACUUCGGCUGAUUAAUUAACUAAUAUAUAUGAAAUUAUCAUUUUAUAUUUCUUUCCUUAUUAUAUAAGAACUUUGAAUUCGAUCAUAAAUAAAAAAAACUAGUAGAAAUAAAAUAAAUAUUUAGAAUUCGUACCCCACUCAUAUACGGAAGCAGUCACUCCAACUCUGCACAUUACCAAGAGAAAAACUGAAAAAUAUCAUGGUAACACUUUCUCCCCAAACGGAAAUAAAACAAAACAAAUGCCAACAAAUUAAAUCGCAAAGCCCAUCAGUAUGACAUCAACUAACUAACGACCUUCGCAUCAAGUCUGAACAGUGAACACAGAUACACCACCUGACCAAUAUAAAAAUAAUAACAAUUAAUCAAUAAUCAUAUCCUUAAUUUCUAAUGAAUUAUAAUAAAAAAAAUCAUUACCACACUCAAAUCAUAAUUAUAAAUUAAUUCCCCACAAAUAAUUACACGUAGAUACAUACCCUGGUAGUACUUUUCCUUUACUGAUUUGGAACAACAAAUAAUUCUAAAUCCAUAGAGGAAUAGUUAAGAAGCCGCGACUUAAUUAUAAAGCUCUCGCCCUCAAUUGCAACAUGGAGAUCAUACGGUCCCCGUGAACCACUAACCACCACCGCGCGCCACCAACAUAGCUAAUUUUCACUACAACUCAAAUCGAUCUCCUCUUCCACCGCCGCCGCCGCCGCCUUCCCAUAGCAAUAAAUAUGACGGCCAGUACCACAGUCGAGGCCAUCGCCAAGACCAAGAAACGACGCCGCACCACUUACCACGGCCGCGACAAGAAAGUGCUAGUCUUGGCGGAACUCCCACUUUUCCCUCUCACUCCCGGCGACCUCAACCCGCCCCCAAACCCCGCCGCUCCUGCCGCCGGCGAUCCGGACGUCGUCGACGACGCAUUAUUAAUGCUCCGCUUGGGCAUUAAUAUUCCUAGUAAUGAUCAGCCGAAUAUGGUGGUAGUCGGGCACGAGCAGGCGGCGGGGGCGGCGAUGGUGGAGGAGGAGGAGGAGGUGGCGUGGACGAUAAGGAAGGUGUUGACGAAGAGCGACAUCAACGACUGCUCGAGGCUGUUGAUAGCAAACGACUUGGCGCGGCAGCACGUGUUUCCCUACCUGACGGCGGAGGCGGCGGAGAGGGUGGAGAGCGGCGGGUGCAAGGCGGAAGGGGCGGCGGACGUGGUGGUUUGGGACGUGGACACGAGGUCAGAGCACCGGCUGCAGUUCCGGAGGUGGAACUCGACCCGGGGCUACGUGUUCAACAAUGAGUGGACGGGAGGGUUUGUGAGGAGGAGGGAGCUCAAGGAAGGUGACGAGGUUGGUCUCUGCUUUGACGGCCGACGUGGACGGUUCGUCUUCUCCGUUCUUAACCGGGCAGCAAAUUGAUUGACUUAUCAGGAGAGAUUCGCUGAUUAGGGAUGUUGAUUUGUUUGAUUUCUAGAUGAGCAAGCUAGGUGCGUUGGGUAUCUUUUGGUAAUUCCCUGUACGUGUUGUCAAAUAUUAGCAGUACAGAAGAUAAAUUGGCAGGGGAUUUUGUUUGUUGUUAAUGAUAAUCUACAUAUUUUUGUUUUUUCUACAAUUGGUGGUUGGUCACUGUCUCUCCUAUAUGAAUAUUCCUGUACUUCUAGUUCUAUCUGGAGAAAUUUUACAAUGCUAUAUAGUAUUGGUGCUAUAGAUUUUUACUUUUAUGGUACAACUUCAAGUUGUACUUUUAACGUUAUGGUAGAACUUCAGCUUGUACCUAUACUAUUUUACAAAUUCUUUUAUGGUACAAUUUGAACUUGUACCUUUAUCUGAUGGUACAACUUAAAGUUGUGAAGUUGUACCAUAACAUAAAGGAAUAAAUUUAUU